Closterium sp. Yama58-4 is the source of this 2025-nucleotide messenger RNA. NCBI's taxonomy places the organism in Eukaryota, Viridiplantae, Streptophyta, Zygnematophyceae, Desmidiales, Closteriaceae. The record is from the annotation of a GenBank genome assembly.
AUGACACCUGGCGGAAAAGCCCCUUCGACCAGCCCCGCAUUUCCGCCCAAGGCCAAAUUUCGUGGCGGAAACCCCAACUCGGCGGCGAAGAAUCACCAAGCUUCGCGAAGCUCGCCGAAAUUCGCGAAUCUGCAGCCACCAGCGUGCGGAUUUUCGGACGACUCUGGCGAUGGACAGAAGCCAGAAGUCGACGACCCUCAAUGUCGCCAAGUCAAUAUCUUUCCGCCAACUACGCUCGCCUCGAACGCCGCGGCGCUUAGCACACCCAAAAAAUGCGGCGGCAGAGGCGGCGGCAGAGGCCGCGGGAAAGGAAAAGGCGGAGAGUGUUUUUCCCAGUCAAGCGGAGCAAGCGGGGUCGAGAUUGCGGGGAAUGCGCACGCGGUCUUCACCCAGUCCCCCGCGAUUCAACCGCGCUGCUUCCCGCCGACGCUUAGCAUCCCGCCGCCCCCGCAGCUGUUUCCCCCCGGCUCCCCUUCCGCGGCUGGCGGAGCCCCGCACCUGCAGGCGCCCGGCACCCCCUGCGCGGGGAUGGUCCGCGCGCCUUCCCACCGCUUCCCCGCGUCGUCGACCGUCAACACCGCGGUCAGCGGGGGGAGCGGGUGGAGCGGCGGUGGCGGCGGAGCGCAACCGGCGGAGAAUAUGAAGCGGAAGCGCCCGCGGUUCGCGGAGGAUCAGCUGGCGCAUUUGGAGGCGCAUUUCGCGGUGGAGCAGGAGCUGACGCCGGCGAGCAAGAAGCAGCUGGCGGCGCGGCUCGGCGUGAAGCCUCGGCAGGUGUGCGUGUGGUUCCAGAACCGCAAAGUGCGGCAGAGAACGCGGGAACGCGAGACGGAGCUGGAGAGCAUGCAAGCCGCGUACGCGAAGCUUCAGGCGACGUGCCGCGAGCUGCAAGACGACUACGAGCUUCUGAAAUCGGACUACCAGGAGUUGCUGCUGCAGAACACGCAGCUCUUCGACAUGAUGCAGGAAAUCGAGCAACAGCUGGGGAACCCGCAGCUUCCGCCCGGCGAGCACCCCGUCACGUCGCGAUUCAACGACACCUCCACCCCGGACAACCAGCUUGGCGGCUAUGCACAGUCGGACCGCGGCGGGCAGUCGAACCAAUCCGAGGACGAAGUGGAGAUUCCUUCUGCCCGGGAGUUCUACCCUGCAGCGGCCGGGGAGGUUUCCAGUUUUACCCCUGCCCCUCCUUCUGGUAACCAGUUCAACAUCUACGUCAAGAAUCAAGCCAAUCAGGGCAAACCCCCUUCGUACGAGAGCAACUCGCCUGAUUCGUCCUUGGACGAAAUCGGCGGCGCGCCUUUCGCGCUUCCCCCUCCCGCCUUCCCCAUGGGCGUUGCGCCCACUUCAGCAUCCCCCGUGCUCUUUGAGCCCCUCGCAGCUUUCGCCAACGCUGGUAACCGCGUGGGGGAAUCUGAGCACUUCGUCGCUCCCUCCAACCAGCAGCAGGGUCCCGAUCUCUAUGACCUCUAUUCCCAAGCUCCCGCUGGCGGUGGUGGCGGCGCCGGCUUUUUGGACAGCUGGAUGGACGGCGACGCGACCGGGAUGCAGCAAUCUGCCGGCUUACCGUUCGGCCUGACGGCAAAGGCUCCGGCGGAAGCGGAGGCGGAGGAUGGGGAGAGUGAUUCCGAGGCUGCGAGGAGAACAGCAGUGUAUGGCGGGAGACAUGCGGCUGAGACCUACGCUGCGUUUGCUCCAAGCGGCGAGCUCGUUGAGAAUAGCUUGCCUCUUGACGGGUUCCCCUCGUGGAAUGGGGGCCUGCCGCAGGCGUGUAUGGAAGGCGCGGGAGAGGCGGAACGGCGAUGCGCUGGUGCGGAAUGCGCGGGCGCAGCGGAGGAUAUGAGCGGAAACAUGAGGGUGAACCAGGAACCGUUUGAUCUUCUGGGAAGCAUGGAGGGCGCGAUGGGAGCGAUGGGGUGUGUAGAGGAUGGCGGCGUGGGUCACGCUGACGCGGGCGCUGGUGUUGCUGCUGCUGACGACAUGGCUAGCAUGUGCGGGUUUGACAUGCACGCUUAUGCGGCUUUCUGA